UACACCUGUGCUAGACUGAAGGGGAGGAGCUGGUACACCUGUGCAAGACUGAAGAGGAGGAGUUGGUACACCUGUGCAAGACUGAAGAGGAGGAGCCAGUACACCUGUGCAAGACUGAAGGGGAGGAGCCGGUACACCUGUGCAAGACUGAAGGGGAGGAGCCGGUACACCUGUGCAAGACUGAAGGGGAGGAGCCGGUACACCUGUGCAAGACUGAAGGGGAGGAGCCGGUACACCUGUGCAAGACUGAAGGGGAGGAGCCAGUACACCUGUGCAAGACUGAAGGGGGGGAGCCGGUACACCUGUGCAAGACUGAAGGGGAGGAGUCGGUACACCUGUGCAAGA
Staurois parvus is the source of this 345-nucleotide messenger RNA. NCBI's taxonomy places the organism in Eukaryota, Metazoa, Chordata, Amphibia, Anura, Ranidae. The record is from the annotation of a GenBank genome assembly.